This is a messenger RNA of Bipolaris maydis ATCC 48331, 996 nucleotides long. Its product is annotated as cyclophilin-like domain-containing protein. The record is from RefSeq and is a predicted model, not a curated record. Gene Ontology annotation, molecular function: peptidyl-prolyl cis-trans isomerase activity. Gene Ontology annotation, biological process: protein peptidyl-prolyl isomerization; protein folding. Lineage: Eukaryota; Fungi; Ascomycota; Dothideomycetes; Pleosporales; Pleosporaceae.
GCCUCGCUCACUGUAUCUUCGCAGGGGGUGUCCUAGACUAUUUAACCCUUGCCAAUUCCUCGAUUGCCUUCGAGUCCUCAAUCAGGCACCAUGGCUUCCUUCCAGAAAGCUGUCAUAUCGCUUUUGUUGAUCCUCUCGAUCACUUUUGUCUUCUUCGCCCAGUCUACUGAGGCUGUCAAGAGCCCUAAGAUCACCUCCAAGGUUUUCUUUGACAUUGAGCAAGAUGGUGAGAGCCUAGGCCGCAUUGUCAUUGGCCUUUACGGCAAGACUGUACCCAAGACUACCGAGAACUUCCGCGCUUUGGCUACUGGCGAGAAGGGCUUCGGUUAUGAGGGCUCUACUUUCCACCGUGUUAUCAAGGACUUCAUGAUCCAAGGUGGUGACUUCACCAAGGGCGAUGGCACCGGUGGCAAGUCCAUCUACGGCGAAAAGUUCCCCGACGAAAACUUCAAGCUCAAGCACACCCGCAAGGGUCUCCUCAGCAUGGCAAACGCGGGCAAGGACACAAAUGGAAGUCAAUUCUUCAUCACUACCGCCAUCACCAGCUGGCUCGAUGGCAAGCACGUCGUCUUUGGACAAGUGCUUGAGGGUUACGACGUUGUGGAGAAGAUCGAGAAUGUCCAGAAGGCUCCAGGAGACAGGCCUGUCAAGCCCGUCAAGAUUGCCAAGAGCGGCGAGCUCGAGGUACCAGCGGAAGAUUUAUAUGGCGAUGCAGAACCCGCCGAUCCUAGCGACAACCUCGAUGUCACAUCGUCAAAAGGUGGCGAUGAUGUCGCUAGCAUUGCAGAGCCUCCGAAGGCUUCUGCUGACAAGACUAAACUCGAGGGGCUGGCCUCUUCUGGUGCUUCUACAGAUGGCUUGACCCUGGGUCAGAAGCUCUUCUUUAUCGUAGCUAUUGUCGUGGCUUGCGCUCUUUUCCUGAGGUCAAGAAAGGGUGGCCUUAAAGAGAAAAGCAUGGCAUAGAUCGCUAUGAUAUACGAAUCAUUUAUCGGUUUA